GGACUGGAACUGAAAACACAGAGAAGGUCUGGAACUGUUUGUUGUCUUAACUCUGUCACUUGUUUCCAGGACUCUAAUGGGUAACUCCAAUGCCGGCCAGCUGCAGACCACACGUUUUGAGGAGGUUCUUCACAACUCCAUCGAGGCAUCGCUUCGGUCAAACAUCGUCAUUCCCAGACCCGUCUUCUCACAGCUGUACCUGGAGACGGAGCGGCCGCUGACCAACGAUGGCCGUACAGAAAACGAUGAUGAAGACGAUGAAGACGGCUCAGAGUCCAACAGCCCCACAAUACCCUACCAGAUGAAACCCACGCCCGAGGGCUGCUGCACCACAGACGGCUUCUGUCAGGAGGGAAGGGACCUGCGUCUGUCUUCGCUGUCAGCUGACUCACUGGACGUCCCCCCCGGGUUUGUGUUGGUGGGUGUGAAGUCAUCCUCCCUCCCUGAGACCCUGCUGGUCUGUGCCGUGGACCACCGCUUCCUGCCCGAUGAGCAGGGUCAUAACGCACUCCUGGGCUUUUCAGGGAACUGCAUGGGCUGUGGAGAGAAAGGCUUCAGGUACUUCACAGAGUUUUCUCAGCAUAUCAACCUGAAGCUCAGCACACAGCCAAAGAAACAGAAGCACUUAAAGUACCACCUGUACCGGAACAACCAGGGAGUCCUUGUGAAAGGCGCCCCCAUCUGCUGGAGGGGUCACGAUGGUCAGAUGAGACGGACCAGCUCCACCCUCAAGGAAAGCCACGUGACAUCAGAGGAACAGACACAGAACCUGGCAGCACAUGUCCAGGGCGUCUGCACAGUGGAAUCACGUGUGGACCCUGCUGCUCCACAUGUCCAAACCAAACUCCCUCAGUCACUGACUAAUGGAAACCACACUGCUCCGGCCGUCACUCAGCCUCCUCUUCAUCAGUCAGGUCCUGGGAGAGCCACAGUUCCAGGGAUUCAUGUAAACGCUGGACCCCCCAAGAAGAGGCACAAGGGCUGGUCACCUGAGACAGCUGCAAACAGCCAAUCAGAGAGCACAUUGAAGAUGCCCCCAGGCUCAUCAUCCUCAGGAGUGAUACCUUCAGGUGGCAUAAAUGGAACUCGCUCAGAUUGUGCAGCGCUGCCAAAGCCAUCUCAGAGUUUGACCACGCCUCCUCCACCCCUGGGGCUGUCUGUCACAGUGCCUGAUCAACUGCUACACACCUGCAGACUCCAGCCUGUCAUCUUCAAAGGCCACGGCCCGCUGCCUCCACUGACUGGUAAUGUCAGUGAAGUACUGGUGAGUACUCUGCUGCAGAGCUGUUACCUGAGCUCUCAGGCCCUGCCCAGAGUCUACCAACAUUAUGGACCUUCACCCAUCCAGCCUCUGUCCACUGAGAUGCAGAUUCUGCUCACAGUCUACUACCUGGUUCAGCUCGGCCCUGAACAAGUGCCACUGAUUGAAGACUUGGAGCGGAUCUUCAUGAGGUCGUGGAGAGAGUCUCACCUCAGUGAGAUCAGACAGUACCAGCAGCCUCAGGCAGCUACCCCGGGCAGACACUACAUCAUAGAGACAUCAUCCAGUCUACCUGGGCUGCCCCAGAACCUCUACCUACCUAACUUGAGCCAGCAGCCUCUCACCCCCAGCCAGCUCCCCUGGCUGGCUCAGCUGGCUGCAUCGUCCUGUGGAGAGGCGGUGGUGGUGCUGGGGGAGCAGGUCAGGUCAUUGGCUCAAGGCCUGCAGCAAACCUUAGACCAGCUGAUGGAAGGACAACUGCAAAACACCAAGUAUGUGGUCAUCAUUGUGGUACUGGGACAGGAGACCCAGUCUUGCGUUGUGGUCACAGGUAAACGUCAGUGUCGUGCCUUGGCAGAGAGCAUGCUCUCACCCAGUGAGAGCCUGAGAGAAGUCAACCAACAGCUCACCACUGGAGGCGCCCAAGAGCUCAUCCACCACUGCAACUCAUUGGGCCAAGAUGGCCAUAUGGACUCCAUACUGGACAGUGCCACAGUAGACGGCGGUGAAACUUCACCUCAGCUAACAGGUCAGGAACCUUCUGAGGACAGGGGUCUGAAGAGCACAUCUAAUAGUCCUAAGGAAAGAGCUCCAAGUCCAAAAGACACGUGUUCAGAAUAUUCCGUGGAGUGGUGUGAGGUCCGUCCGAUCCAGCUGGCAGUGGCCAGAAAGCUGCUCUCUCAUGUUUGUGCUAUAGCAGACUCCAGCACCCAGAACCUGGACCUGGGCUCUUUUGACAGAGUCAGCUUCCUCAUCCUGGUCCCGCCCUCAGAGGUCACAUUUCAGCAGACCCUCCUCCACCUCAGGAGCUCUGGUGUCCUUCAGGACUUCGGGGGUCUUGACCAGAAGUGCAGGUCUCCACAGAAGGCAGAGCAUUAUGUGGUGAAGGUGGACCAGGCUGCACAGGUCAGAAUUGACAGCUUCAUUCAGGAAGCUCAGAGCAACACCUACACCCUGUACAUCUUAGUCCACGACCACGCCCACUGGGACAUCAGAAGUGCGUCUUACAGCAGCUCAGACCCAGGCCUCGGUCUGGUGGACCAGCUGUUGAACUCCCGGCAGGUCACAGAUGCUCAGAACAUCCUGAUCCUCCACGUCACCUCCUUCCCCUUCGCUCUUCAGACACAGCACACUCGAAUCAGCCCCUACAACGAGAUCCACUGGCCCUCCGCCUUCAGCAAUGAUGUGGACCUGUACCACGAGAAAACUCGGUACUUUGGUGUGUCGGAGCUGUUGGAGUCCACACGGUCAGGAAGCAGCCUACCUCUGAUGCGACAUGACUCCUCCUUUGAGAGCAUGACCUCUGCCCUGGAAGAGAGGUUCCCUAAGCUGCACAGCGCUGUGAUCCGAACCACAGUCUUGAUCCAGCACUACUGCGUGGCGCUGAUGGCUGCGUCCUGCAGAAUCGGAAGCUGCCACAAUCUGCACAAACACACCUCAGUGGAGACCCUGGAGAUCGUUCAGUCUCUGAUCACUGCCCCCCAGCAAUGUCCCGCGGGCCAUGGUCACAUGGUGCUCCUGCGGAUCCCCUCCUUGGCUCUGGCUGCCUGGGCCCAUCGGAAACUGUCCCGUGUGAGGAGACAGCUCGGUCUGGAGGAGAGUUUUGAGAUCAUCCUUGGGAACCCAAACAAAGCCCUGAGUAUCGGGCAGAGCUUCAUUAAACAAAUCAAGAUGUGGCUGCAGAUCCAGGAUUCUGACUGGGUUCCUCAUACCUACCUGGAGCUGGAGGCUCUUCCAUGUAUCCUGAUCCUGUCUGGAGCAGAACCUCUGGGAGAGUCACUUCCCAGGUCUUUGAAGUACUGUGACCUCCGGGUGAUAAGCUGCUCUUACCUGCAGAGAACCACCCUGGAGCAGGAGCUGGGCCUGGCUGCCUACCUGGUGAGGCAUGAGUCCCGAUUGCCUCAUAACCCUGGUCCAGGGAGUGACCUUCUGGAGAGUGAUGCUGAAAAACUCAGCAGCACUGACAACGAGGAGGAGGAGGGGCAAGAGAACGACGACUCCCCUCUGUCCAGUCAACAGCUCCAGGUGUGUCCAGAGGGUGGUGCUGUUGAGACUAUAUCUGUUCAAAACAUCACUUCCCCCAAGGUCCAGAGAGGGCAUGCUGAACUUGUUCAGACUCCUCCCAUUCUCUACACUCAGCCUCCAGCACAGAACCAGACCCAUCCUCAAGUACCAAGUCAUUCCCAAACCCAGCCCGUCUCAAAGCUUCAGUCACAGUCCCAGACUCAAACUCAGCCCACACCUCAGGUCUCUUCCCAAACAUUUAUCCCAAGUUCAGCCCAGAACACAAACAGCCAACCUGAAACAGGGCAAUCUCACCGGCAACCCUCCAAGUCAGCCUCCUCUGGCUCCCUGUCCCCGCGCUCUUGCUCUCCUCACCCAAACUGCUCAUGGGUGCGAGGCGUAAGCCGUCCGCCCUCAGUGCUCCUGCCUCGUGCUUUGUAUGACAUCAUAACGGCCAGUGACAGCAGCGGUCUUCCCCAGUGUACCUCAUUCCUGCCACAUAUGUCCGUGGCCUGGGCCAGCAGCUUCAGGCCUCUGCUGACUAAGAUGAUGACGUGUACAGAACAGUCUCUUUACUACCGUCAGUGGAGCGUCCCUCGCUCCUUCCACAUGGACAGUAACAAUCUGACUGGAGGGAGGAGUGACAACUUUCACCCCCGCAGGCUGCUCCUCAGUGGCCCCCCACAGGUGGGAAAGACCGGUGCCUACCUGCACUUCCUGGGUAUUUUGUCUCGGAUGCUGAUCCGGCUGAUGGAGGUGGACAUCUACGAUGAAGAGGACAUCAACUGGAGUGAACAGUCGGAGGCUGUUCAGUAUCAACUAUCAAAUGCACCCUGGCCCAGUCCAGACAUCAUGAGGACCAUGCCCUACGACUACACGGUCCAUGACCCCAAGUAUGAUGAUAUCAGUGCGGUGUACUGUCCUGGUUAUAGACCUGAUUCUGAAGGAAGUGCUGUGCGUCAGGAGGAUGUUUACCUACGCAGACGGACCACCAGGAUCAAACUGUCCAAAUAUGCAGCCCACAACACCUACCAUCACUGUGAACAGUGCCAUCAGUACCUGGGCUUCAACCCCAGAUACCAGAUGUACUCAGAGUCCAGUCUGCACCCUUUCACCUUCACUCACCUGCUGCUGGGGGAGGAGAUCCAACUUUACUUCAUUAUCCCCAAGUCCAAAGAGCACUACUUCAGCUUCAGCCAAUCAGGUGGCCAGCUGGAAGGCAUGAGGCUGCCGCUCAGCUCUGACUGGAGUCCAGACUGUAUCAAGAGUCCAAUCUUCACUCCAACCACCGGACGCCAUGAGCACGGUCUGUUCAACCUGUACCACGCCAUGGACGGAGCGUCACACCUGCACAUCCUGGUGGUGAAGGAGUAUGAAAUGGCUGUGUACAAGAAGUACUGGCCCAACCAUGUCAUGCUGGUGCUGCCCACUGUGUUCAACGCAGCCGGAAUAGGUGCAGCCCACUUCCUGAUUAAAGAACUUUCUUAUCACAACCUGGAGCUGGAGCGGAGUCGGCGUCUGGAGGGAGGGGGUCCAGUGGGGGAGGUCUGGCCCUUCAUCAUUCUGACUGAUGAUUCCUGUGUGAUGUUUAAUGCAGUCGACCUUGACACGCACAAUGGCCCAUCAGAACACGCCGUGUCACUGAAGCAGGUUCUACAGCACCUGGAAGCCUGUCCUGAUCUGGUCCAGUUUGGUCUGUGUGGGAUCAGGAAGUGGAGCAGCAGUGGAGCCAAGGGUCAGAGGGCAGAGAACAAACAGUGGGUUCCCUUCUCCAGAGGUCACCUUCACGACUUCCUGCUUCUUAACGUGGACCGCAGUCAGAACAUCCAGUACGACCAGAACCGGUUCACCUGUCAUGACGUGGACUUCAGCCUGAGGCUGCACAGCGCUGGUCUGCUGGUCUGCAGGUUCAACAACUUCAGUGUCAUGAAGAAGCAGAUCGCCAUAGGAGGAUACAGGACGUUUAUCAUCAAGACCAAGGUGACUGAUGUGCCCACGUCAGUGGGGCCCAGCCAGUACGUCUGUGCCCCAGACAGUAAGCACCUGUUCUUGGCCUCACCUGCUCAGCUGCUCCUGGAGAAAUACCUCCAACACACCAGCCACAAACUGUUUCCCUUCAGCUGCAGAAACUACAUACGACCAGUGCUGUCUGUGGACUGUUACCUCAACCUGGGACCUGAGGUGACGGUGUGUUUUGUCAGUUCCAGACCUCACUCUGUCAACAUCAGUACCACAGGGAUGCUGUUCAGUGGUCUGCUCCUCUGUUUCACCGACUCCUUUGUGACGGCAAACUUUCUGAAGAAGUUCACCUUCCUCAAAGGUGCCACCCUGUGUGUGAUCAGUGCAGACCGUAGCUCACUCAGACAGACGGUCAGCAGGCUGGAGCUGGAGGAGGAGUGGAGGUUCAGGCUGAGUGACGAGUUCCAGACGGCCAACGCCAAGGAGGACCGACCUCUCUUCUUCUUGACAGGGAAACACAUAUGAGAGUUGGCAUAUUGACCAGGUUUUCAAAGACGGUCCUGGAAAAUGCAGGGUAUUAAAAGUACUUUAGGCUAAGAGUAGACACUGGUGGACACACACACACAGACGUUAUAAAAUAAAUCUUAGUCAUGAGGUCUGGAAGACAUCUUUGAAGUACUUGAUGUCCAGUAUCUUUGAGGAAACUUCCAGGAGUUCCCACAGCUGAUGGUGGAAACUUUAAAUAAAAUCAUUGUUUGUUUGUUUUUUACCGAGUUAAAAGAACUGAUCUGACUUUUGUCAGAGGUCUGUCUGUGUAUAAUGCUACCAUUAAGUUUGCAUACAUUAUUUUCAAGGGAAAUUAUUUGUAAAUGGUUGUUUUAUACUGUGUAUUUUCUGAAACACUGUUAUAUAUCAAAGUACUUAUUUUACUGAUGACCUUUGAACCACAAUGGUUUUAUUGCUGUGUCGACAGAGUGUACACUUUUUUUACAUGGAAAUGUUCAAAUGUACAGAGACCGUGGAGUCAUGUCACUUUGACCUCUGGCGUUUGCUGUGACCUUUCCGGGACACGGUAGAAAAGACUGUCGAGGACUGAUCCGUUAGUUGUCCUCAGUCGCGUGUGCAUUUUCUACUGUAGUUAAUUGUUUCUGAGACUGUUUAAAAAUGCUGCAGAUUUUCGAAUAAUCCUGAACCAAACAUGUUAAAAAGUUGUUUUGUUUUUGUUAUUUAAUGUGUUGAGGCGCCUCGUUUUACGGCUCUUUUAUGACAUCGGGUAGUUACUUAGAUUACUACGUUUACGAUAAAUCCAACAGCCAUGUUACGUGACAUCAAAAAAAAAAAAAAACAGGUCAGAUGGACGUGUGUCUAAAGGCGGGUUUAUUUGAAAAGAAAAUGAAUGUCUUUAAAAAAAAAAACAACUUCGUCCACUUGCUCUCGAUGUGACUAUUUUUGGACAACAUUAAACGUUAGCUUGUUAGCCAGCUGGUUAGAUCCAUGUCCCCUAAAACAUCACAGUCUUCAUUAACGCUGCUGCAUCACAAUAACAUAGGCAAACAAUGCAACAAACAGGAAGACCUUUUUUUUACCCUCAGGCUGCUUCUCUGGUCAACACCCAGUAAACUAUACGUUUUAGUGAAUGCACGUCUAAUCUGGUGUUUUUUUAAACCUAACAGAGUACUCCCAGAGGAACUACAUACUUGGUGUCUGCAGGAGGCAGCCUGUCGCAACAGAUCUGUCGUUAACACAAGAAUUUACCAAAAAAUAUGCGAUCAAUAAAGUUAGAAUAUCUUCAAAUAAUUAUUAAUUAUUAUUAAUUAUC
Cynoglossus semilaevis (tongue sole) is the source of this 7262-nucleotide messenger RNA. It is a transcript of the gene greb1, whose product is annotated as growth regulating estrogen receptor binding 1. Bases 77 to 5968 code for a protein of 1963 amino acids. The record is from RefSeq and is a predicted model, not a curated record. The transcript has 33 exons. Lineage: Eukaryota; Metazoa; Chordata; Actinopteri; Pleuronectiformes; Cynoglossidae. Gene Ontology annotation, biological process: multicellular organism development.